This is a messenger RNA of Eriocheir sinensis (Chinese mitten crab), 1291 nucleotides long. Its product is annotated as histone H2A-like. Gene Ontology annotation, molecular function: DNA binding; structural constituent of chromatin; protein heterodimerization activity. Bases 373 to 966 code for a protein of 197 amino acids. The record is from RefSeq and is a predicted model, not a curated record. NCBI's taxonomy places the organism in Eukaryota, Metazoa, Arthropoda, Malacostraca, Decapoda, Varunidae. The transcript has a single exon. Gene Ontology annotation, cellular component: nucleosome.
CUCGGGGUUCGGCGUCGUACUAAACCAGGGUCUAAGGCUCAAACACACAAACAAAAGACAAAAAAAAGCACAAAAACAGAGCAGCAGGAAGGCUGCAGUCGCGUGUAACGAGCGACGCGUGACCAGUGACACGCAGACGGUGUACACUGGCACGGCAGAGCGCGGAGCAGGGUGAGGUGUGCAGCGCGGGGCAGGUAGGUGGAAGGCGCGUGGUAACGCUGGCAACUCCGGGGAGUGAGUAGCACGUAGUCAGGGAGCACUGACACGGCGACUCACAGCCUGGCAGUAGCAGAGCAGCUCAAUCGCUCGCCCGCGAGAGCUGUUGCUAGAAGGUGGGGAAGAGGUGCACACGCUGCCAGGUCCGGGAAGCCAAUGCCGGGCCGCCCCCGGAUUCCCCCUUUAUGGCGGCGCCGCUCCCUCGGGAUCGCGGGGACGCGUGGCGGCACGCGCUCCCAUUGGCAGGCUCGCCCGGCCGUCCCCGCCCUCCGAUCCUGCGCUGCACUAUAUAGGGCGAAAAAGCCGCGAGCGGCAGGUAUUCGCUCUCCGAGCCCACAGCAGAAGCGCAAGUCCACGCCCCCACCACUCACUGUCGACAUGUCUGGACGCGGCAAGGGAGGAAAGGUGAAGGGGAAGUCAAAGUCCCGCUCCAGCCGUGCCGGCCUGCAGUUCCCCGUGGGCAGGAUCCACCGUCUCCUGAGGAAGGGCAACUACGCCGAGCGCGUGGGCGCCGGCGCCCCCGUGUACCUGGCGGCCGUCAUGGAGUACCUGGCCGCCGAGGUGCUCGAGCUGGCCGGCAACGCGGCCCGCGACAACAAGAAGACCCGCAUCAUCCCCCGCCACCUGCAGCUGGCCAUCCGCAACGACGAGGAGCUGAACAAGCUCCUCUCCGGCGUCACCAUUGCCCAGGGAGGUGUGCUGCCUAACAUCCAGGCGGUGCUCCUGCCCAAGAAGACCGAGAAGAAGUAAUCGCCCUCGGCCUUUCAGGGACGACAAUUCAGUACCGUUUAAUCCGGCUCCCCUUGGGAGCCACACCCUUUUCCAAAAAGAGACUUCUGGACACACACCCUCAACUACAUAGUGACAUUCCUAGGUCAAUUCCUGCUGAUAUUACUAGGAAGAAGACCCUCAGUCAUGACAACAAUUAACAACCCCCACGUCUGGCAGGCUUCCCACACUUAGUUUGUUUGUUUGUUUUCUUCACGGCAGGUAAGGGACUCCUCUGCUGACAACGACGAUAACAACAAUUAACCCACAAGACAUAACAUAACAAAUAAAAAAAAAAAACGCAAAA